CGGCCCCUCCCCCGUCACUUCCUGCCCGGCUGCGGGCGCCGGAGCGGCUUCUCAGCGUUUGCGCCGGCCGCCGUCGCUUCUCCCUCGGCUUCCCGGUUCCUGUGACCGGCCCCUCGCCACACUCCCGCCCGCUUCCUCGCCCCGGCCCGGCGGCGCCCGCCUCCUCCGCAGCCACUCCGCCUCUUCCCUCCUGCCGUCCCUUCCUUGUCUCCCUUCUUCCUUCCUCCUUCUUCCCCCCCCCCCCCCCCGGCUCAACGCCGCCGCCACCGCCGCCGCCCAGGACCGCCAUCCCGGGGCGGGGGUCGAAGCUCGGGGCAGCCAGCCAGGAGUUUCCUAACCGCAUAACCUCUCAGAACUGAAGGAAAGUAGUGUUCCCAGAACGCCCUGUUUCUGAGGAGCCGUAACCCCUACUGUAGAGCUCAAUGCACUGUGUGUGACACUUGGAACCAAGCCAAUGUAUAAGCCUGUUGACCCCUACUCUCGGAUGCAGUCCACCUACAACUACAACAUGAGAGGAGGCGCUUAUCCCCCGAGGUACAUUUACCCGUUUCCUGUUCCACCUGUACUUUAUCAAGUUGAGCUUUCUGUGGGUGGACAGCAAUUUAAUGGCAAAGGGAAGACAAGACAGGCUUCGAAACAUGAUGCUGCUACCAGAGCUCUGAGGAUCCUGCAGAAUGAGCCCCCGGGCCCCGAGAGGCUGGAGAUGAAUGGAAGAGAAUCAGAAGAGGAGAACCUCAAUAAGUCGGAAAUAAGUCAAGUGUUUGAGAUUGCACUUAAACGGAACUUGCCUGUGAAUUUUGAGUCUUUCCUUCCCACCCAGGUGGCUCGGGAGAGUGGCCCACCGCACAUGAGGAACUUUGUGACCAAGGUCUCAGUUGGCGAGUUCGUGGGGGAAGGUGAAGGGAAGAGCAAGAAGAUCUCCAAGAAGAACGCCGCCAUUGCUGUUCUCGAAGAGCUGAAGAAGCUGCCGCCACUGCCUGUGGCAGAGCGGGUGCGGCCCCGGAUCAAAAAGAAAACGAAGCCCCCAGGCAGGCUCCAGGCGAGCCCCGAGUAUGGGCAGGGGAUGAACCCCAUCAGCAGACUGGCCCAGAUACAGCAGGCGAAGAAGGAGAGGGAGCCCGAGUACCAGCUGCUCACAGAGCGCGGCCUCCCGCGCCGCAGGGAGUUUGUAAUGCAGGUGAAGGUUGGAAACCACACGGCAGAAGGAACAGGCACCAACAAGAAGGUGGCCAAACGCAACGCCGCUGAGAACAUGCUGGAAAUCCUGGGCUUCAAAGUUCCGCAGGCUCAGCCCGCGAAGCCAGCACUCAAGUCCGAGGAGAAGACACCAGUAAAGAAACCAGGGGAUGGAAGAAAAGUAACCUUUUUUGAACCAAGCGCUGGGGAUGAAAAUGGGACUAACAACAAAGAAGAUGAGUUCAGGAUGCCUUAUCUUAGUCAUCAACAGCUGCCUGCUGGAAUUCUUCCCAUGGUGCCCGAGGUCGCCCAGGCUGUAGGAGUCAGCCAAGGACAUCACACCAAAGAUUUCUGCAGGGCAGCUCCAAAUCCUGCCAAGGCCACGGUAACUGCUAUGAUAGCCCGAGAAUUGUUGUAUGGGGGCACCUCGCCCACAGCCGAGACCAUGUUAAAGAAUAACAUCUCUUCAGGCCACGUACCCCAUGGACCUCUCACGAGACCCUCUGAGCAGCUGGACUAUCUUUCCAGAGUCCAGGGAUUCCAGGUUGAAUACAAAGACUUCCCCAAAAACAACAAGAACGAAUUUGUAUCUCUUAUCAAUUGCUCCUCUCAGCCGCCUCUGAUCAGUCACGGCAUCGGCAAGGAUGUGGAGUCCUGCCAUGACAUGGCUGCCCUGAACAUUUUAAAGUUGCUGUCGGAGUUGGACCAGCAGAGCCCAGGGACGCCGAGGACAGGCAACGGGCCAGUGUCUGUGUGUGGGAGGUGCUGAAGCUUUUGUGGCAAUGAACCAUCACAAAAUCCCAAUAUAUAUACUGAAAAUACUGAAACUGCUUUGAAAAUUUGGAAUUUCUGAUACCUCCAGUGGGCCGAGAGAGACAGUGGGUAAGAAUGUGGGCAGCGGUGAGGACAGCACAGUCCUGAGGAGGUGGCUGUGGCCGAGGUCGAGCGGUGUCUCCUGCAUAGCUGCACCUGCCUGUGCGAGGGGCUCCGCCAGGGCCGCAGCUCCCUGCCCCCUGCACUUCAGAGCUUGCUUUUUGGUUGGGGAUUUUUUCCCCGUGCGUGUGGGAGAAGAAACAGGACGCAAGCCCCCUUCUCAGACUGGCUCACUCAACACUCGGGACAAACCCUGGACAACCACCCUGGAGAAAGGCCUUUAACAGGCCCCCGAGCGAAGAGCACCAGAAAAAACCAGAUGCUUCCUUCCAAGCGCCACCUAGCCUUCCUAGCGUGCUUCUCCACGCCGUAACCACUGCUCUCUACACUGAUACCUGUUCUUAGUUUCAUUAUUUUCUUUUGAUUGAUAUGACACUAUAUGAAAUUUUCAUUUGAGAGUUUCCUCGUUGUAUCUAGUUCUAUAGCACAGUUUAGGAAUUUGUCUGAGACUGACUUUAUCAGUAAUGUAACCGGCCAGGGUCACCCUGUGUGUCUGUGGUUCCGUGUUUGCUUUCAUUGGCCACGCCUAGGACCAUUUCACUGAAUGCAAACCGUCUGCCCUUUGCUGUGGCUGAGACGGUCUUACGUCUCGGACCUUGAUGACGUGUCCCGCAGUUGUAUAAAUUGGACAAUUUAGAAAUUUUAAACUUUAGAUGAUGAUUUCGUUCCUUUUCUAUUUUAUUUUUGUUAAUGCAACAGGACUUAAAUGAACUUUGAUCUUUGUUUUAAAGAUUAUUAAAAAAUUGUGUCUAUACGUGUGGCUCUUGGGACGUAGCUUGGUGACACUGCAGGAACUCGCACACCUGCAGGUGCCUGGUACUGCGGAUUGCACCUGCUAGAGGGCUGACCAGAGUGACCGCGGGGGUGUGUACAGCUGUGUUGCUUUAGGUGUUGUGUUGCUGCACGCAGAGAUGUGCGUGUGGUCCAGAUGAGAGCGUGGCAGCCUCGCCAGCCUAGGACCGCUUCCGUUCAUGUUUACGCUGGAAUGUUCUCUCCCCAUGGAAUGUAAGUAAACUUAGUGUUUGUCACCAAUAAAUGGUCAUACUAAA
Messenger RNA from Ochotona princeps (American pika), 3158 nucleotides. RefSeq names its product staufen double-stranded RNA binding protein 1 (gene STAU1). The transcript is spliced from 13 exons. NCBI's taxonomy places the organism in Eukaryota, Metazoa, Chordata, Mammalia, Lagomorpha, Ochotonidae. The record is from RefSeq and is a predicted model, not a curated record. Bases 455 to 1945 code for a protein of 496 amino acids.